Anolis sagrei ordinatus is the source of this 2035-nucleotide messenger RNA. NCBI's taxonomy places the organism in Eukaryota, Metazoa, Chordata, Lepidosauria, Squamata, Anolidae. The record is from RefSeq and is a predicted model, not a curated record.
CCUGCGCAUGCCCCUUGCAGGUUGCUUAGACUGAAAUGAAUGAGGUUAACUCAACCAGCGGCAGACAGAUUUCUCGGCGCAGCCAGCUGAGGCAAACAGGUGGAAGCCGAGUCAAUAACUGCCCGGAGACCUGUUAAUAGGAUCCAGUCUCUUUCACCCUGAUUCUGUACCAUUUGUAAGCCCAACAUCGAAUGCUUUCGAUCAGCAGCAGAGAGGAAAGCAAACUGCAAUUGCUUUUCAACUUCGGCAGCAUGAACUUGUUGGAGUUUCAAGUCUACUUUUUCUUGGUUUUGCCAUCUCUGAUUCUUGGACAAUCUCACUCAGAAUGUGAUUCCAUAAUGGAGUGGAAGAAAAAUGAGACUGAUUGCCUACGGGAGAUCCAGCAGGAGAAGAAUGACACAGCAGGUUGUAAAACAAUGUGGGACCACCUUCUGUGCUGGCCAGAUGCAAGUCCUGGACAAACGCUCACCUUUACCUGUCCAGGUAUCCUCCUCCACUUUACCAAGCAGCCAGGCUCCGUCAAAAGAAGCUGCACAGCACAAGGUUGGUCUGAAAUUUCCCCGCCAUAUUCUGUUGCGUGUCCAGUGGAAGAUGAAGUUAUUCUUGAUGAAAUGUCCUACUUUUCAGCAGUCAAAACCAUCUACACCGUGGGUUACAGCAUCUCUAUCAUCUCUCUUGCAUUGGCUGUUACCGUCCUCAUUGCAUUCAGGAGACUCCGUUGCCCUAGAAAUUAUAUCCACAUCCACCUCUUUCUCACCUUCAUCCUGAAAGCUGUUGCUAUCUUCAUCAAGGAUGCUGUUCUUUUCCAAACAGAAAACAUUGACUACUGUAGCUUUUCCACGACUGAAUGCAAGAUCUCUGUGGUUUUCAGCAAUUAUUUCACAAUGGCCAAUUUCAUGUGGCUACUGGUCGAAGCUCUUCACCUCAAUUGCCUGCUUCUCACAUAUAUUCCUUAUGGAAGAAAAUAUUUCUGGUGGCUUGUUCUCUUUGGUUGGGGUGUGCCAACAUUUUUUACCAUACUGUGGGUAUUGGUUAAGGUGCACUUUGAAGACACUCUAUGCUGGGAUGUCUACCAAGGUUCUCCUUACUGGUGGCUUAUCAAAGGACCCAUUAUUGUUUCAGUUGGGGUGAACUUUAUUCUUUUCAUCAACAUCAUCCGAAUCCUGCUGAAAAAAUUGGACCCAAGACAAAUCAAUUUCAACAACUCAUCUCAAUACAGGCGUCUUUCCAAGUCAACUCUGCUCCUCAUCCCAUUGUUUGGGACUCACUACAUCAUCUUCAACUUUCUACCUGAAUACACCAAUGUGGAGUUCCGUCUUUACUUAGAGCUCUGUAUUGGAUCGUUCCAGGGCUUGAUUGUCGCUAUCCUAUACUGUUUCCUAAAUCAAGAGGUUCAAGCUGAAAUUUGCCGGAAAUGGCAUGGCAACCGGCGUGGGCUGAAGACUGUUUGGAGGAAGAAGACAAGAUGGACAAUCCCAUCAAGUUCUGGGAUCAAAAUGACGGCCUCUGUGUGCUAACCCAUAAGGAUGAAGAAAGGGUGAACUGGCAAGCAUAGAGUGCCAGAAAAAAGCAUAUAUUUUGCUCAUUUUUAUCAUUGAAUUUAGGACUGUUUGAAGCAACCAUCUUCAACUUUUAAAGGUGCAACACUCAUAGGACACAUGUUUCUCAAAUAUCCUUCAUGUAAUUUCAGCCAUUGUUUUCCCCACUUAGAAUUAGCUAAUUUUCUUGCUAGUACUGUUCCUUAAGAAUGUUUUUCAUUUGUCUUCUUAAAAAAAACACACACACACAAAAAGGAAUACAGGUUGAGCAUCUCUCAUCCGGAAUCCCAAAAUCCAAGGCUCUGAAAUGGUCCACAUGGACAUUGAUUCCUUUCUUUUGGAGGGUUCAAUCUAUACAAAUUUCGUUUCACGCACAAAGUUAUUAAAAAUAUUGUAUGAAAUUUGAUCUGUUAACUCCUGUAUGUUAUCUAUUUAACAGAUGCAGGUCCAUGGACCAUAAUAAAGGUUGUCGUUGUCGUUGUUAUUGUAUGAAAUUA